Molecule: messenger RNA, 2005 nt
Organism: Fopius arisanus
Lineage: Eukaryota; Metazoa; Arthropoda; Insecta; Hymenoptera; Braconidae
Gene: Ts
Product: Thymidylate synthase
Exons: 5
Coding region: 225-1133 (302 amino acids)
Biological process (GO): dTMP biosynthetic process
Cellular component (GO): mitochondrion; cytosol
Molecular function (GO): thymidylate synthase activity
Source: RefSeq, a predicted model, not a curated record
UCAAUGUGACAUUCCGAUGAACGAAAUGGAGAGGAGUUAACACAAGGAAUUGUUUGGUUUGAGGUAGUCUUUAAUGAAGUGCUGAAGGAAAUGAGUCGGAGAAUUUCAUACAACAUUCUGAGAAUAUGUUUUGGAAAUGAUCGAUUCGGUGACGAAAAAUCUCAGACAUAUGUCAACCUAUCUGGAGACCAUUUUGCAUCCUUUACAGAUCGAGAACAAGAAUAAUGACGGAUACCAACGGGAAAACUGAAGAUGGAAAUCACGGUGAACACGAGGAGCACCAGUAUUUGAAAUUGCUUGAAAAGAUCAUGGCACAAGGAGCAAAAAAGAACGAUCGCACAGGGACUGGUACAUUUGCACUUUUUGGAACUCAGAUGCGAUUCAGUCUGAGAGAUGGCAUUUUCCCACUGCUGACCACAAAAGACGUCUUUUGGAAGGGAGUAGUCGAGGAACUUCUCUGGUUCAUCAGUGGAUCCACGAAUGCCCAAGACCUGUCGAAGAGGGGAGUUAAAAUCUGGGAUGCCAAUAGUUCUCGUAUAUAUCUCGAUGCAUAUGGCUUUAAGGAUCGUGAGGAGGGGGAUCUGGGGCCGAUCUAUGGCUUCCAGUGGAGGCACUCAGGUGCCAAAUACACGCAUAUGCACGCAGACUACACGGGACAAGGCAUCGAUCAACUCCAGGAGGUGGUGGACAAGCUCAGGAAUAACCCUGACGAUCGCAGGAUCAUUAUCUGUGCAUGGAAUCCAGCCGACAUCCCCAAAAUGGCUCUGCCACCGUGUCAUUGCCUCGUGCAGUUCUUCGUAGCCAAUGGGGAGCUCUCCUGUCAUCUCUAUCAACGAAGUGCAGACAUGGGCCUCGGAGUGCCUUUCAACAUUGCCUCCUACUCAUUGUUGACGUACAUGCUGGCUCACAUAUGUAAUCUGAAGCCUGGAGAAUUCGUUCACACGAUGGGAGACUGUCAUGUCUACUCAAAUCAUGUCGAACCCCUGAAGACACAGUGCCAGAGGACCCCAAGGCCAUUUCCAACCCUCAAGAUCAUCAGGGAUGUCAAAGAGAUCGAUGACUUCGUGGCUUCGGAUUUCGAGUUGAUUGGAUAUGAUCCUCAUCCUAAAAUCCCGAUGAAAAUGGCUGUUUGAGUUGUUUAGUAGUUUAUUUCAACUGUGAAUUUAUACAUGCCAAUUCAAUGAGAAUAAUUGUUGCCGGAUAAUUCAGUGGUUAUUACUUGAAACGUUAUGAGUAUUUUUUUUGCAGUAUUCCAUUAUAAAAUACUGUCACUAUUUGGGAUAUAUCAGUAAGGACAGUUUAGAGGAUAACUAUCACCAUUCUAGGAUAUCAAAUGACAAAUCCCUUAGGAAUAACUGUUAUUUUAUUUACCCUAAUAAAAAUUAUAUUCUCAAUAAACUCAUUCGUAAACUCCUAUCAUCUCACAAUAGUCCCGUGUUUACGUUUCCAAUUAUGUUGACUCUACAUCAUUCAUUGUUUUCUAAUUCAUUUUAAGACUAACGCGCCAUACAGAUCAGUUGCACAAUCAAUAACAGAUCUCUGUCUCUAAAAGUAAACAUAUCAUCCACUGACCACGUACAAUUGAGACGCUCCAUUAUCACAUUAUCCAUUUUAAAAAUAAGUAUUUCAUUCGUUCACUAAACUCGGGAAUAGGACAUAAGUGAAGCUAAAAAAAAUUGAGGGGAAAAAUAACCGUCAUACACAUGAUUACUCGAUUCAAAUUCUUCAAAGGAGAAUAAAAUAACGCAGAUAUUUGUUACUUCGAUAAAAUAUCAAUAUUCAUAUCAAUGAAUAUUUUUUUUUUCCAAUUAAUAUGUUUCUGGUCUAACCAUAUAAUGUAGAUCAAUUUAAUUCAAAUUCGAAGCCACAAAAAACUUUGGAAAUCAGUGAAAUUCAUUGAAGUUUACUCUCUCCAUUUCUGCUUGUAAAGAAAGGAAGAAUUGCCGAUUUAUUUAUCUAAAAAAAUGAAAAACAUCCAAUUUCCUUCAUCUCUCCUCUGCAAUUA